GUGACCUCCAAACUCGUGACGUUUUACGUACAGGUGAGAACCAGGAAGAGAACGUACCCCAACUCACAGGACUUGCCACGCCCUUGUCAGGUGGGCUAAGUGAUUCUUGCAUCUCAAUCAGCAAUAUGGCCAGCUCCUAUAAAUACCCUGAUGGAAGCUCCUACUCGGGCAAUUGGAGUGAAAAUGGUCAACGCCAUGGUUACGGACAUAUGAAGUUUGCUGAUGGGUCAGAGUUCUGGGGGAUGUUUGACAAUGGCUUGUGUACAGGGAAUGGAGUCAUGAGGUUCCCAGAUGGUUCCAGGUAUGAGGGUGAGUUCAGACAGGGCAAGUUCAACGGCUACGGGAUCUUCACUCGCUGCGACAACAUGCGGUUUGAGGGAGAGUUCAAGGAAGGAAAGAUCUGGGGCAUGGGUCUGAUCACAUUCUCGGACAAGACACAUGGAUUGCCGCGUAACGAGGGGUACUUCGAAGGGAACAAACUCCUUCGUCGAGAAAAAUGUUCUGGGAUCAUUCAACGGGCAAGAGAUGCUGCCAAUAAGGCAAAGUCUUACGGUUCCUGAACAAUUGUUUUUCAUGAAUCUUGAAACAAAGAACCCAAUGUGCCUUAUAAUCUGAACUAUGGAGGGAGUAUGUAGCAUAUUAACAUGUCAAAUGAAGCCUGGCAUGAAGAAAGGGAGUACUGAGAGAACUUAAUCAAACAUGACAACCAAUCACUACCGCAUGCUUACAGCUCAUGUUGGUUCCAUUGUUGAAUUUUAUAUACUUAGUAUAAAACGAUUUUUAUGUUCAACAAGUGUUUAACAUUCAGGAGGGAUUUCUCUAUCAGAGGGUUAGGGGACAGUGGGUUUGUAUUCAGGACUGUAUCAUAUUUUGAUGAUCUGCAUUUUAUGUAACAAUAUUUAACACACAGACAUCAAUAACAAACCUAAAUUUUUGUGAUAAAUUUUAGCAGCACACACCACCCACAUGUUUUUCUGUGUGAUGCAUCACACACACCCCACUUGAUGGAAUGGGGUGUUAUCACUGUGGUGCAUAAUGGUAAAGAACGUCCGACUGUAAUUGUGUCUUCUUACAUCUGCUGUAGUCAUAUACAUUAAAAGCUUGUUAAUCUGGAGAUCUGACAUUUCAGAUUAAUACUGCUGGGAAUUCCAAUAUGACAACAAAGACACAUAACUAUGCACCUCUGUUUUGUUAUCUGGAAGUUUGUAGAUUCUGAUGAAAGAGUUUGGAUAUACACCGAAACGUUGUGUUCCUCAAUAUAAACAACUUGCCAUCCAUAAAAACAAUCUUCCUUAUGGUUUCACUGUAAAUGAUAUGUCACUGUAAGUUGUAAGAAGGUGUGAUAGAAAGCUGAGUGCAUUUGUUGAAGAUUGGCGGGAAUGUCCAUCGAAAUCUGCCACUGCUGAUGGCAGCCAUGGCAGAAGUUCUGCACUGGAGAUCAGCCGAUGUUGAGUCGUUGCUAGCAUUAUUUGUAAACAUGGACAAGGUUGUAAACAUGAA
Messenger RNA from Haliotis rubra (blacklip abalone), 1500 nucleotides. RefSeq names its product MORN repeat-containing protein 4-like. NCBI's taxonomy places the organism in Eukaryota, Metazoa, Mollusca, Gastropoda, Lepetellida, Haliotidae. The record is from RefSeq and is a predicted model, not a curated record.